Messenger RNA from Geodia barretti, 3605 nucleotides. Lineage: Eukaryota; Metazoa; Porifera; Demospongiae; Tetractinellida; Geodiidae. The record is from the annotation of a GenBank genome assembly.
AGUGCUGAGUCAGCGCCAGAAAGAGUAGUAUGUCAUCAUGGCUGUAUGGCUACUUUACCGGAGGUAAUAGAACGGAGACUGGGCUAGCGGGACCGACAGACGCCGAGAAGCACAGGAACCAGCAGAUUGAGGGGCUCAGAACCGCUGCCCCGUGUGUCAGAGAGAUACAGAGAGACCAACACUACAGGGUGGACAUUAGUGUAAAGGGAGAGCCACUUCAACUCGACAUAGUCCUGCCUCCUCAGUUCCCACUGACAGCUCCAGAGAUAAAGCUCUCUCGAAGGCUCCAACAUCCUUGGGUCAGAGACCACAGCCUUUCUGACUGCCCCGCUCUCAGAAAUUUCUCAGUCCAGUCCAACCUUGGGGAGAUUGUCAGCGAGGUGAUACAGGAACUCAACGAGAACAGCGUCCUCGUCCCAAACUCGUCUCCUCUCACUUCCCACGUCACCCCUCCCACUCCCCCCACCUCACCACAAGCCAUGACUUCCCCACACUCGCAGUCUGUCCUCCCAUCCUUCCACCAGCGGCCUCCAAUUGGAAGCUACCAGCCGUACUACCAGUUCUCAUCACAGCCCCAGCCCCUUCCUCAACAACCUCAACCUCAACCUCCUGCCCAGAAACCUCGCUCCCCUCGCUCCUCUCCCAAACCAAAGAGAAAAGCUCCACCUCCUCCUCGAGUGGAGAGACGCGGAUACACACCGCCACCUGUCCCUACCGAGUUUCCUACCGUCUCAGAAAUGAGGCAAGUUAAUGAGGAAUUGGAGAAGUUUCUGGAUGAAAAGGAGGGGUCAGUCCUGGUGGAGGACUACGUCAGAAAUAUGGAUGCGGUAAAGAAGAUACAGGCCGAUAGAGAUUUGCUCUUUCAAGAGAACGAAGAUCAAGCUCAUAUAAACCUAGGUCAUGAGCCAGAGCUGCAGAGUGGAUGGACACGACUACAGGAAAAGAGUUUUGAGCUAAUGGCAGAGAAGGAGAGGUACGACAGGCAGUCCAGAGAGCAGAUGGAGAUUAGGGAUAAAUAUUUAAAACUGAACAAAAGUGUUGCUUCACGGCUCAAAUCACUUGCACGGGAGGCGGAGACUGAAUCAGAGAUAAUGGCUGAAGACUUUUUAGAGAACAAAACACAGAAGGCGGAAGAUUUCAUACGAAACUUUAAAGAAAAACGAAAAGUGCACUACUUGCGUAUCAGUAAGUCUGAGAAACUCGAAAGAAGACAUUGAUAUCAAGGCAGUAUGGUGUCCUCAGUUCUCCAGUUUUAGUGCAUUUUUGUCUGCUGGCAAUAAUAUUAUCUUGUGUGUGUGUUUUGUGUCUGUACUAUAGCACGUGUAUUUUAUCCGAAUUAGACAAUUGUUUGAGCCCUAGUGUGGUGACGUAAGAUACGUGUCAGGUAAUGACAAGUCUGUCGGUGUUCUCGAUCAUGGCUUGCUGGGCGGCUCUCUCCUCUGCCUUCUCCCUGGCCUGUGUCUUGUAGCUCUCCCUCUUGGCUUCCAGAAGACUCCGCAGCUCCCCCCACAUCUUCACCUGUCUCAGGUUGUGCUCGUGAUUUGCCCGGACGUCCUUCUGUUUGUCUCUCAGUGCCCGACCCAGAUUCUCCUGCUCCAGGAUCUUGCGGGUGUACUGGUCGCGUAGAGAUUUCCUGGAUUUGUCCCCCGAAGCUGCAGUCUUUCCGGCCGUCGUGUAGCUCUUCAUCUCUGCAGCCACCUUUUGCUGCUGGAGCUCGACGCUCUGUUUGAGUGCCUGUAGGUAGUGGUACUGGCUCUCGUGCGUCGUCUUUUCCUCCCAGAGUUGACGCACCUCUGUCUCGAGUUGCAAGCGUUUGACCUCCAAUCCGAUGUAGACGGCAUCGUAGGUGACUUUCUUUUCCGCGUGCUGCGCCUGGAGAUCCUUAUGCUGUUGUCUGAGCGGACGAAUCUCUUUCAGGAGUGGCGCAAGUGAUGCUUUCUUUGAUCUGAUGACCUCGUUCAACUCUUCUAUCGUCUGCGUCAUUUCCCUCAACUUGGCUUCUUUGCGUUCGUCCAGUUCGCUCUUUGCGGCGGAAACUUGCUCCAGAGUCUCCUGUGCCUGAACGUAGCCCCUCACUCCUUUCUUCUCCUCUAGAACAGCCACUAGUUCCUGCACGUUCUCAUCGCGAGACCUCAGAAUCUCCUCAGUCCUUGCCAGGACACCCGACUCGGCUUUCAGUAGAGACAACUCUCCCUUUUUCUUCUGGUAGGUCUUGUGCAUCGGUCGAAGUUUGCCCACCAUUCUCUUAAACUCUUCCUCCCUCACCACUUCUCCCCGCCCCUUCAUCUGUGCACUCAUCUGCGCCUCUCUUUCCUUCAGUUCUGCUUCAACACUUGCCAAUUCGUCCAGAGCUGCCUUAUAGCUCUCGGCCUCGGCCUGUUUCUUGCGAGAGAUGAUGGCUGCCUGCUGGCGAAAGAGGGUCAGUUUGUCCUGGACUGGAUCGCUACCUGGCAUGUGCUUCUCCAUUAGCUCCGAAAGCUCAGCUUUGGUCUGCUCGAUUAGUUCUCGGAGGUCGUCAAGAUCAGUGUCGCUGGUGAUUGGUUCAGUCACCACCCUCUCCAGGUCGAUGCACUCUCUCCUCUUCUCAUCGAUGCUGCGAGGGAGGGUGUCGCAGACCAGGAUCGACUUGACGUGGUUCUCCUCGCCCAGUUUGGUAACGAGGCCCUGUGGGGUGAGCCCCUGAGCCGAUUGCCGAGUCUCCUCCAGUUGAUCCUGCAGUCGUGACACUCUCUGCUUGGCGUGGAGUAGCUGAUUCUUCUGCUCUAUACGCUGCUCUCCCAGUGACAACUCUCUAUCUUUUUCCUGUCGCAGUUUCUUGGCUGCUUCCAGCAUCUCAGUCUGCAUGGGCAUGGCUGCUGCUUUCCUCUUCAGACGCUCAAUUCUCUUCAUCAACAGCUCCUUCUCCUCCUCCAUUGAGCUGAUGUCCUUACGAACGUCAGCAACGUUGAACUGCGACGACCUAAUGCAAUAUCAGAGCUUCAACGAUAGACAACUCAUAGGUUUAUGCAUCAAACCUUUGUUGCUCUACUGUCUUAUGGAGCUCUUUGAACUGCUCCACUAGCUCCUGGUAGGUCGUGUGCAUUUCAAUUGCCGCUUCCUCUUGCAAAAACUCUGCCGGGACUUCGAUUUUCACCAGAAACUUGGCUAGAUACGCCCUCUUUUUGAGUUCGCUGGUUUUCUCUAACAGCCACUGCAGGAGAGGGUAGAUGGUAGCUUUCUCGCCGUCAAGGAGACCGUGUCGGAAGGCGUUCAGACCGCCGCCCUCGUCCGCUUUAGGUCUGUACUUGAGGAUCCGAAGGAGGGAAAAGAUGCGCAGCGCCGUCUGAUCGGGCGGUUCUUCCCGGAGGUCCAUCUUGUGCUCUGGGCUGAUCUCGGCUAAGACAUCGUUCAGGACUUGGAGCAGAGCCAGCGGCUCCAGGGAGUCGAAUGAGACGAGGUUGUAGCGGCGGGAGAAGGGAGGGGCGUUCAGCCGCUCCACGAUGUAGCGCAGCUGCUGACUCAUCGCUAGACGUGCACUCACGGACAGUCGCGACCGGAGCUGAUGAGUGAUUUCUUGCGCGCUACGGUUCUACAGAAAGUCUGUCUGUCUACUGCUGUGAUCCUAC